This is a messenger RNA of Suillus plorans, 405 nucleotides long. RefSeq lists its product as uncharacterized. The transcript is spliced from 4 exons. Bases 1 to 405 code for a protein of 134 amino acids. NCBI's taxonomy places the organism in Eukaryota, Fungi, Basidiomycota, Agaricomycetes, Boletales, Suillaceae. The record is from RefSeq and is a predicted model, not a curated record.
AUGUCGAACAGCAAACCAGUCCAUCUUAAUAUAAGCAUUAACCCUCUGUGUCCAUCCGGUGCUAUUUCUGACUUGUAUGAAGUAGUGGAUGCUAUCGGGUCAAUGACAAUCCAUGAUAUCGAUGAUCUUGAAGCGAACCUCAUCAUGGACCUCGCAAGGGCCAAACGAGACGUUUUCAAUGCAGAGAAGAAGCUUGCUGACUGCUUGCUCCGUGAACACAAAGUCAUGGCCAGUCUCUCGAAGCAUAAAUCCGACAUUUCACAGCAAAAACUCGCCAAGGCGGAUGUAGGAAUAGGCCACAUGCGGAUUGUGUUCAAAAAACAUGGUCUUUCUCAUCAUGGACGCAUGCCAAGUGAUUUUCAAGAAUCGCUUGGAUGUCAUCACAUCAAGGUCCAGUUGGAUUGA